This is a messenger RNA of Puma concolor (puma), 616 nucleotides long. It is a transcript of the gene POMP, whose product is annotated as proteasome maturation protein. Lineage: Eukaryota; Metazoa; Chordata; Mammalia; Carnivora; Felidae. Gene Ontology annotation, cellular component: nucleus; cytoplasm. The record is from RefSeq and is a predicted model, not a curated record. Gene Ontology annotation, biological process: proteasome assembly.
UGUGGGGGGGCAACCCCGGAAACGGAAGUGAGCAGUGGGGCCGGCUGACGGUAACGGGGCUGAGAGGCUGUUCACUGAGCAAGUUGAAGAUGAAUGCCAGAGGACUUGGAUCUCAGCUAAAGGACAGUAUUCCAGUUACUGAACUUUCAGCAAGUGGACCUUUUGAAAGUCAUGAUCUUCUUCGAAAAGGCCUUCCUUGUGUGAAAAAUGAACUUUUGCCUAGUCAUCCUCUUGAAUUAUCAGAAAAAAAUUUCCAGCUCAACCAAGAUAAAAUGAAUUUUUCCACACUGAGAAACAUCCAGGGUCUGUUUGCUCCACUCAAAUUACAAAUGGAAUUCAAGGCAGUGCAGCAGGCUCAGCGUCUUCCAUUUCUUCCAAGCUCAAACCUUUCACUGGAUAUUUUGAGGGGUAAUGAUGAGACUAUUGGAUUUGAAGAUAUUCUUAAUGACCCAUCACAAAGUGAACUAAUGGGAGAGCCACACUUGAUGGUGGAAUAUAAACUGGGUUUACUGUAAUCUCUUGUGCUGUUCAUGAAAAUAGAGGGACUGCAUCUUGUUUAUAGUCCUUUUUUUACUAUAAUUUGAUGUACACAACAUUAAAAGUACUGACAUCUGAG